AUAAGCUAAUAAAAUUAAAAAAAUAUUGUUUUACAUAACUCUGUAUUUAUUUUUGAUACUUUUUUAAUGUGUAUCUCAUGCGUAAAUUUCGAUAAUUUAAAAAAAAAUUUAAUUGUUUAAUUGUAUUUUAUACACCAAGUUCGUAGUGUUUUCUAUAUAUACAUUUAAAUUAUAAUUUUAUGCUUGUAUGUUCACUUUCUAAAUAUGAAUGUUAUAAAUAUGACAUUUAUUUAACUAAUUAUUAUAGUUAUUUAAAAAUUAUAUAUAAUAUUUAUAUUCUUUGCAAAUCAAUUUUAAAGCCAUAUCCUACUCUGAACUCGUUGUUAUUCGAAAAGCCAGCUGUUAGGCAACUUGAUAAAUUUACUUGAUAUAACUGCGAAUCUUUUUACUGAAUCUAAUUUUUUAUUUCGGUGAUAAAUUAAAUAUUAUAUUAAAGUUGAGGUGUGCACAAAGUAUAGGGUUUAAAAGAUGUCUUUGGAAAUUCCUUCAAGUCCUGUUUAUCAUACAAGUGUGGAACAGAAGCUUCAUUCGAAAAAUGCCGCCAAAGUAUAUCGCUAUGGUUCGCCAAAAAUUCGUGACCAAUUGCGUGAUAAAUUUCGCAUGCGGGUGCGUGAAGCUAGGCAGGCCAACUUCACUAAGCGCCGUUUGGCUAAUAUAACAGAAGAGUUUGACCUUGAUGAGUUGUUGCGAGAAGAAGUUGCUAACCUGGAAAGCGACUUGCGUUUGCAGGAAGAAAUUUUCAAAGAACUACGCGAUGAGAUAAAUGAAUGGUUUGUACAGGAAUUGGAAGCAGAAGAAAUAUCGCUAAUAAAUGCCGCCGAUGAAGAUGCAAAUAACAAUUCUGUUAUUUGUCCCAUAUGCCAACAAUGCAAUCUUUCUUUUGUAUCCACUAAGGAGAAAGAUGGAAGUAAUAUUUUCAAGUGCACUUGUGGAGUGAGCUUUAAUAAUGCUGUUAAGCCUUUGACCCUACGGGAAAUACUACAUUCGCAAAUAGAUGUGCAUGAGCAAAAUUGUGAUGCCAAUCUCACCUUCUUUUUGGAGCCGCAAAGUGCAUAUGGUGUAGCAACUGAUGCAUGUGUCAACAGUCUUUGUGCUAUUUGUGAUAAAUGUGAUUACUUUUAUAGCUUUUAAGUAUUUAAUCAUUAAGCAUUAUUCUGUCUAUUCUUUAAUUAUAAUAAUGCAGUAGUAGUAUGUAAUUGAAAGAUAAUGCUCGCUAUAAUUAGAAAUUAAUAAGUGAACUGAAUACAAAAUUUAUAAGUUUAUGUGAAUUUAAGAGUUAUCAGCACAUAAUUUUUAUGAUUACUUCUAUAAAUAUGUUUAAAAGGAAAGAUAUAACAAUGUAAAACUCAUUUAUAUAUUGUUGUAUUAUAAACUAUAUGUCGUAUGUGUUGUUUACCUUUUCUCCAAGGAUAAAUCUAAUAUAAACUCAUACAUUUUGAAUAAAUUAUUUAAAAACGAGGCAAUUACAAAACUAA
This is a messenger RNA of Bactrocera oleae (olive fruit fly), 1475 nucleotides long. It is a transcript of the gene Ripalpha, whose product is annotated as RPA-interacting protein alpha. NCBI's taxonomy places the organism in Eukaryota, Metazoa, Arthropoda, Insecta, Diptera, Tephritidae. The record is from RefSeq and is a predicted model, not a curated record. Gene Ontology annotation, cellular component: nucleus. Gene Ontology annotation, biological process: protein import into nucleus.